AUGCUAUUACCCCCCACUGGCGCCUCGACCGAGGAGGACAAGCGCGCCGGGAACAAGCAGCCAAACGACGCCAAAUAUUCGCAGAUGCCCCGCGAUACCGCUCUGCUGACGCCGAACUCUACAGAGGGUACUGGGAACAAUGGCGGCAAGGUUGAUGUUGAUGAGCUUAGCUGCAUGCUUCAUCUGUCCAUGCCGGAGUCAUACCCGGACUUGCGGCAUGAUGGCCGGUUGAAUCUCUUGGAUUUACCAUUGCCAGGGGAAGACGAGCUCAUGGAGCUUCUGGACACAACUCCCUCUGAUUGCCAGUCUUCGAUUGGAGAGUUCAAUUUUGAUUUCACUGCAUCCAACAUCAAGCCACUUCCUCAGUCUCCAAUCACUGCUCCAUCAUUGCCAAACGAAUGUCAAAUUCGCGAUAGGCCGGACACGACAAGCCCUCCAGACUAUAACACGUUGUUCGAUUUUGAGGAAGCGACGGAGAAUCCGCCGCCAGCAUUCAAUUCGAAAGAUAAGUCUCCCACGUCGAAAAAUGCUACUGUGCACGUCGACUUUUCCGCCGCAAACCUGUAUGGGCUUCCGGAAUCCAUCUCUAGGGGAAGCAAGAAAAGCCAGAGCAAUGAGACGAUCAAGAUCGUAGAAGGUUUGCGGCGCGUUCUCUGCGACAGUCCAGUCUCAGUAGCCGACGAUGGUCCACUUGAUUGGACUAGAAAGUUUCCCGAGACUGAUACUGCUCUUUCGUGGUAUUGCGAUGCUUGCUUUGACGAUUGCUGCCCAAUUGCAGACUUUUUGACGAAAGCCGCCGUUGAGAAAGUAAUCAAGCAAUCCCGAGAACCUGAUCCUACCAGAUUGGUUUCAGUAUUCGCGGAAGCUAUUGUGGCUGUUGGGUACCACACGGCUUGUCUACGGAGUCGAGAAUCUCCGACAAGAGAAGAGGAAUCCAGAGCUCAAAAACGCCUCGCCGCAGUUUUACGGCUUUACAAAGAGAUCCAAAAUUUUCCAAGUACUUUGAUGAAAUUUCAGGUCACUCUGGUCAUGGCAGUCAUCGCAUAUGUGUGCGAAGAAAACUCAAUUUGGGAGAAAAUCACAGCGGCGGUAUGUUGUGCGCGUGACCUCCGCCUCAUUCACGCAGCAAGAGGCCAGCAACCAAGCAUGAGCGAACACGAUCAAGAGCAGGCUCAACGGGGCGUUUGGUUUCUCUACAGCCUUGAGACCGACUACGCAAUCCACCAUGGGAUGCUCCCGAUCCUCGACCUAGGCUGGGGGAUACAAUUUCCUUCAUUCGAACGGGGGGAUGACAUGGUUGCUGUGUCAUACACGUUCUCCGAGCUCUUGCACUCCGUCCUCAAGUUUCAAUACAGCCCAAGAGCACUCAACAAGUCCGCAUCAACAUAUGAUCGUCGUGACCGACUUCAGGCCAGUUGCCAUGUGCUCAAUGAGUGGAUCGGUGGCCUGCCGGCGCCUCUGAACGAAGCGAACAAUGCCAAGGUACUGCAAAGUAUAAAGAACGACCGGCAGUUGCGGAAGGCGUUCCGUGUCUUCUGCAUGUAUCAUCGGGCCGUAUUUUUCAUUCACUGCCCCUGGAUAUCGCCGAUUGCCACGGAUGACGCGGACUCGUCCGGUGUUGCCGAGCAGACCAGGGAGAGAUGUGUCGAGCGAUGUGUUGAGUCGGCCUUCACUGUUAUAAAGUUGGCUAAUAGCGGAACUUUCUGGGAAGAGGGGCUUGAAAGAGACAUUGGAUCUUCAAGUAUGAAAUGGGGUCACAUGGGACAGCUCCUUCUGGUUUCACUUUGUUUAAUUGUUCAUCACCUGAUCAACGGAGAAAAGGAAAAUCGUAAGACUGCAAUGUCAUACCUUGCUAUCUGCGGAGGUCUAUUUGGCAGGUUGAGCCUGGAUAGUGACGAGGCCUCGUUGAUGGACCAUUAUCUCGAGCUGAUUCAGGUGGUAAGGGCAAAGUGA
This is a messenger RNA of Colletotrichum orchidophilum, 1953 nucleotides long. RefSeq lists its product as uncharacterized. The record is from RefSeq and is a predicted model, not a curated record. The coding region runs from base 1 to 1953 and encodes 650 amino acids. NCBI's taxonomy places the organism in Eukaryota, Fungi, Ascomycota, Sordariomycetes, Glomerellales, Glomerellaceae. The transcript is spliced from 9 exons.